Molecule: messenger RNA, 441 nt
Organism: Momordica charantia (bitter melon)
Lineage: Eukaryota; Viridiplantae; Streptophyta; Magnoliopsida; Cucurbitales; Cucurbitaceae
Product: S-protein homolog 74-like
Source: RefSeq, a predicted model, not a curated record
AUGGGUCCAAAAUAUCCAACAAAUAGGUACGUGGUUGUCUUGUUGCUGGUCAUGGUGGCUCUUGUGGGUGCAUCAGGGUUACCGUUAGGAAGAUGGAACGUUCACAUUGUUAAUAAGUUAAACAAUGAUGUCUUGGCUGUGCACUGCAAGUCGAAAGACAAUGAUUUGCGCUAUCAACGCUUGGUUCCUGGAGCUGAUUUCCAUUGGAGCUUUCGAGUGAAUGUGUGGGGAACAACCUUAUUUUGGUGCAACUUACAAAAGUCAAGUGCCUAUGCCUCGUUUGAUACAUUUUGGCCUGAGUCGAAGAAUCAGUGGCUUCGUUAUAGGUGCACCGAUAGAACCAAGGGAAAUUGCAUUUGGACGGCCAAAGAUGACGGAAUUUACUUGAAAAACAUUCCUGAUAAUGUUGAAGAGUUGGUUCAUAAGUGGACCAGUUCCUAA